Messenger RNA from Ananas comosus (pineapple), 1176 nucleotides. RefSeq names its product copper chaperone for superoxide dismutase, chloroplastic. Gene Ontology annotation, molecular function: copper ion binding; superoxide dismutase activity. NCBI's taxonomy places the organism in Eukaryota, Viridiplantae, Streptophyta, Magnoliopsida, Poales, Bromeliaceae. Bases 51 to 1001 code for a protein of 316 amino acids. The record is from RefSeq and is a predicted model, not a curated record. The transcript has 6 exons. Gene Ontology annotation, biological process: removal of superoxide radicals.
GCAAACAACGAACGACGGUACAUAACACCCCCCCUUUCUUUCUGAUAAAAAUGGCGGCAUUUCUCCGAGCCUUGAGCGCCGCUGCAGCUCUCCCCGCCGCAGCCGCCGCAGUUUCUCUCUCCUCCUCCUCCUCCUCCUCCUCCUCCUCUUUGUUCCCAUCUAGGGUUUACUCUCCCUCCCCCUCCUCUCUCUACUCCUCUUCUUCGACACCCAAAACACUCGCGCCCGCCACAAGAAACCCUAGCCCCCGCCCCUUCGCCACCGUAAGCAUGGUUUCGCCAUCGACCGAGCUUAAGAACCCUGAUCAGAGGGACGGGGCUCUUCAGGAACUUUUGACCGAAUUCAUGGUGGACAUGAAAUGUGAAGGGUGUGUUUCAUCAGUGAAGAGCAACCUUCAAAAACUUGAUGGUAUAAAAAAUGUUGAUGUUGAUUUAAGUAAUCAGGUGGUGAGGGUCCUUGGAUCUCUACCUGUCAAGACCAUGUUAGAUGCUCUGGAACAAACCGGACGAAGUGCACGAUUGAUUGGACAAGGCAACCCCAAUGAUUUUCUUAUUUCUGCUGCUGUUGCUGAGUUCAAGGGUCCAGUUAUAUUUGGUGUCGUACGGUUGGCUCAAGUUACAAUGGAAUUGGCUAGAAUUGAAGCCAGUUUUAGUGGCUUGUCACCUGGUAAGCACGGUUGGUCCAUAAACGAGUUUGGGGAUUUGACCAGAGGUGCAGCGAGUACUGGGAAAGUAUUUAAUCGGCCAAAUCAUGCAUCUGAGAAGCCCCUUGGUGACCUGGGAACACUAGAAGCUGACGAGAGGGGAGAAGCCAACUUCUCAGGCGCGAAAGAGAUGCUUAAAGUUUCCGAGCUAAUUGGCCGUUCCAUAGUGGUGUACGAGACUGAAGACAAAUCAGACCCCGGCAUUGCGGCUGCGGUGGUUGCAAGAAGCGCAGGGGUUGGCGAGAACUACAAGAAGAUAUGCACUUGUGAUGGUGUCACCAUAUGGGAAUCGCGCUAGAUUUUGUCGUUAUGUUUCAUCUGAUGUCUGAUCAAGUACUACUAUCUAACUUCUCCCCCACUUCCCCUUUGUCUUAUUGUGUUACUGUAUAAUUAUAGGUCAUGUAAAAGUGUAUGAGAGAAGCAAUUUGUCCAAUAAAAGCACAUCUGGUUACUCUUUCUGAGCCAUGUUUUAA